Molecule: messenger RNA, 1338 nt
Organism: Lethenteron reissneri (Far Eastern brook lamprey)
Lineage: Eukaryota; Metazoa; Chordata; Hyperoartia; Petromyzontiformes; Petromyzontidae
Product: cytochrome c oxidase assembly factor 1 homolog
Biological process (GO): mitochondrial respiratory chain complex I assembly; mitochondrial respiratory chain complex IV assembly
Cellular component (GO): mitochondrial inner membrane
Source: RefSeq, a predicted model, not a curated record
CUCACACACACAGGAGACGAGUGCGCUAACCACUGCGCCACCGCUCCCCACCACCCAUUCACUCACACACAGGAGACGAGUGCGCUAACCACUGCGCCACCGCUCCCCACCACCCUCCCACUCCCACAAGGUCGCGGCGUCGUCAGCUGAGAGGUGGCGUGUCCGCAGCCAUGCCUGUUUCGCUGCGUGCCCUUCGGCAGCUCGCCGUGUUCUGGGGGGUCAUGACAACUGGAGGUGGCAGCCUCAUGUACUACCUCCUGCAAAAGAGGUUCCAGGGAUCCGAGUUUUACCAGCAAUCCGUGCGGGCGCUGGAGGAGCACACGGAGAGCAUGACUGCGCUGGGCGCACCGCCCUUGCGGACACAUCUCCUGCACCUCCGCGACACGACCAACAACCACGUGGACGCCUUCUCCGCCAAACUUGCGAUCCCCGUGUCUGGGCAGCACGCCCGCGGCUUCCUGAGGAGCAGCUCAUCCCGAACGGAGCCCAAAGAGAGGUGGGAGAUGCAGGAGGCGAUGCUGUGCUUGGGCAAUGGCAGCUGCAUCUCCAUUCUGCGCAAAGCCGAGGAGUCAGAGGAGUGACGUGGAGAUGACAGCGACGCCGUCGAGGGAGCUUGCACGGAGGGUUCAGUUUCACGGGUUAUCACGGCUUCAAGUGCUGCUCGGCAUCACGGGUCGGGGUCAAACUCAGGGCCUUGUGCUCGGGGUCACUUCUUCAGCUGAUGGUUGACUACCGCUUGUGGGAGACCGCCCGUUGGUUGCAGUCCUGCGACAAAGUUGCAUUUAAAACACUUUAAGGAAUGUUUUUUUGUUUGUUCUUGUACUGCUUUGAAUGGCACUCGAAGGAAUUUCCUUUGAAGGAGCUUUGUGCAGCUCACCACUUGUACUGGACAUUGCAUGACACAAUAUUGUUGAAUAGAAAUUCUAAGAUUUUAGUUAUUGGCAUUCUCUGCAAUGAGGUUAUACAUAAGCAGUUACCGAAAACCUGUACAUUUACAUUUGUUCGAUGAAAUGGUUUAAUUUAUUUGAUUAAAGGCAGCUUAUGUCGGAAUCAGAAUAUUUAUUUAGGCUGCAGGAGUCCAAUGAGCUAUGCAGCUCUUCUUCGCAGAUGCCCAGUAGGAGCAGGUCAGCAAGGUACACCAAACAAUACAAAGAAUGAUUGGCGUCCAAAAAUAGAGAAAAGGUAAGCAAGUCACUAUAAAUGAAUAUAAAUAAAGUAUACAAGUGCAUAUUUCAUGUCAACAUGCUGCCUUGAUGGAGUGCGAUGUUCACGGAUGCUGGGUGGCUGUGCUGGAAUAUUAAGCAGCAGUCAAGACUGAAUUGCGGUAGAGUUGAUGGU